UUCCCUUUUAAGGUUGGCUUCCCCGCUUCUUGUUCCCCUCACCCUUUCUCCCUCCACCCUACCCCUGCCUCCUCUAUCUCUGCGAGCAAGACAAUCCCCAACAGCGACAGUGAGCGACACAGCACCAGCACCAUGUCCAAGGAAAAGCAAGACCAGGGCGGCAACAUGCUCACGAUCCUCCUCUCGCAGGCCGACGACCUCGACUUCACCGGCGGGGACAGCAACAGCGACGACAAGGCCAGCUCGCUCGUGGUGCCCGGCUUCGAGAUCAGCAAGCUGUUUGCCAUUAUCGAAUUUGCCUUUUCCCAGGGCGGCGUCGAGGGGGGUAUCCUCGAGGGCAUGGACAUGAUGAGCCGCGACGAGGCAAAGAAAGCCAUCAAUGGCGUCUUUCUCUAUCGCGUCACGAGCGCAGAGGGUAAAAAGCAGAGUUUCCUCGUCGAGAUGCGCAAAGAGGGCCGCUUCUACCUCGGUGAGACCGUCGGCGGCAAAAAAAUCAAGCCAGACGUCACCGUCGAGGUCAGCGACAAGGACAUGGUCAGCCUCGCCACGGGCAAGGCCAGCCCGCAGAUGAUGUUCAUGAAGGGCCGCAUCAAGGCCAGGGGAAACCUCAUGCUCGGCCUCAGGUCACAAUCAACGUUGCAGAAGGAAGUGUCCAAGAUGAGCAAGCUAUGAGUGAGGGGUGGCCGUAGUGAAUGUAUACUACUACUGCUACAGGAAUUUGAGUACGCCUUGAUUGAUAU
Acaromyces ingoldii is the source of this 740-nucleotide messenger RNA. Its product is annotated as sterol-binding-like protein. Lineage: Eukaryota; Fungi; Basidiomycota; Exobasidiomycetes; Exobasidiales; Cryptobasidiaceae. The record is from RefSeq and is a predicted model, not a curated record. Gene Ontology annotation, cellular component: cytosol. Bases 133 to 672 code for a protein of 179 amino acids. The transcript has 2 exons.